AAGACCGCCUCUCCCUGCCGUCCUCUCCACGCCACCGAGCGGCCGGUCCCCUCCGUCCUGCCCGUCGCCUCGGCGGCCUCCUACCCCCGCCUCGCGUGGUGCGGUCCCGGGUCGCAGGUCACGAGGCGGAGGGGCGCGGCCUGCUCCGGGCCCAGGUUCGUCUCUUGGAGCGGCGUUGGCGGCUGGAAGGAUGCUGGGCCGGAGUUGCCUCACCUUCGUCCUCCUGGCCGCGGCCGUCACUUGCGCAGUGGCGCAGAACGCGCCACCGUGGACCGAAGACUGCAGAAAAUCAACCUAUCCUCCUUCUGGACCAACCUAUAGGGGUCCAGUUCCCUGGUACACCAUAAAUCUUGAUUUACCACCCUACAAAAGAUGGCAUGAACUGAUGACUGACAAGGCACCAGCGAUUAGGAUUAUAGUGAAUUCCCUGAAAAAUGUAGUAAAUGCAUUUGUGCCAAGUGGAAAACUUAUGCAGAUAGUGGAUCAAAAGUUGCCUGGUCUACUUGGCAACUUUCCUGCUCCUUUUGAAGAAGAAAUGAAGGGAAUUGCAGCUGUUACUAAUAUACCUUUAGGAGAAGUUAUUACAUUCAAUAUUUUUUAUGAAUUUUUUACCAUUUGUACUUCUAUAAUAACAGAAGACAAAGAAGGUCAUCUACUACAUGCGAGAAACAUGGAUUUUGGAAUAUUUCUUGGGUGGAAUGUAAAUAAUAAUACUUGGACUAUAACUGAAGAACUAAAACCUUUAACAGUGAAUUUGGACUUCCAAAGAAAUAAUAAAACUGUCUUCAAGGCUUCAAGCUUUGCUGGCUAUGUGGGCAUGUUAACAGGAUUCAAACCAGGCCUGCUUAGUCUCACACUAAAUGAACGUUUCAGUAUAAAUGGUGGUUAUCUGGGUGUCUUAGAAUGGAUACUGGGAAAGAAAGACGCCAUGUGGAUAGGGUUUAUCACUAGAGUAGUUCUGGAAAACAGCACAAGUUAUGAAGAAGCCAAGAAUAUAUUGACCAAGACCAAAAUAAUGGCCCCAGCAUACUUUAUCCUGGGAGGCAACCAGUCCGGAGAGGGCUGUGUGAUUACACGAGACAGAAAAGAAGCUUUGGAUGUAUAUGAACUCGAUCCUAAGCAGGGUAGAUGGUAUUUGGUGGAAACAAAUUAUGACCGUUGGAAAAAUCCCCUCUUCCUUGAUGAUCGCAGAACACCUACAAAGAAGUGUCUAAACCACACAAGCCAAGAGAAUGUCUCAAUUGCAACCUUAUAUGAUAUCCUGUCAACAAAACCUGUCCUCAACAAGCUGACUGUAUUCACAACCUUGAUGGAUGUUACAAAAGGUCAAUAUGAAACUUACCUGCGGGAUUGCCCAGACCCUUGUAUAGGUUGGUGAGCACACUUCUGGCCUAUACAAUGUGCUCUCUGAGACGUCAAGAUGUGAUCUCCAAUGAGACUGACUAGUGCCACCAUCUGAUCUCCUUCCAAAGACUAAGACUCAGGGCAGGUUCUCUUUGAGUCGUGAGCUAGUCCUUCUUAAUAAAAUUCACAGAAUAUUUUUGCCUUAUCAGUUGAUUGUUAUUAUUUCCAGAUAACUUCUUUAAGUGAAGUAAAACAAUCAUCUAGAAUUUACUGAGUUUCAUUUCACUUUGACACUUGGGGAUGGGGAUGACCAAUUAAACCGCUAUGGGACCCACCUCCAUGAAGUAAACCUAGAUUCUCUGCAUUUAAUCCAGUGCAUCUGUGUGAGUAAUGUAAAAGUAAAUAGUCCACAUUAGUCAGUUUUUCACUUUUAUCUACAUACUGUAUUUGUAUGUUUUUCUGUACAGCAGUCAUUUCCUUCUGGUUCUAACUUCUAUGAUUUUUUUUUAUUUGAUUUUAUAUGAAUUCUUUUAUUUGAUUGGGGGGAUGUGACAGAUAGUCAACUGUGUAUUUCUUUUAAUGGGCAAUAAAAUGGGGCUUUGACUAUAUAGUACUUUUUGGGGUUCACAAAGUAAUCAGUAUGCAAGGCAACCUUUUAUACAAAGAAUUGAAGUGUUCCCUUUUUCAUAAUUACUCUACCUCCCAGUAACCCCAGGAAGUUGCUAACUUCAAAAACUGAGUCCCAGGUUCUGUAAAUUAGUAAAUGAAUAUGUCUAAGACUUGUGGAAAAUAAGAAGUGAACCUAUUAUUUUAAAUUCUCAUAAGUAUCAUUCAUUAACAAAUAGGUUUUUAGUUUGUUCUGAU
Messenger RNA from Cynocephalus volans (Philippine flying lemur), 2208 nucleotides. RefSeq names its product N-acylsphingosine amidohydrolase 1 (gene ASAH1). Gene Ontology annotation, biological process: fatty acid metabolic process. Bases 191 to 1378 code for a protein of 395 amino acids. The transcript is spliced from 14 exons. Gene Ontology annotation, cellular component: lysosome. NCBI's taxonomy places the organism in Eukaryota, Metazoa, Chordata, Mammalia, Dermoptera, Cynocephalidae. The record is from RefSeq and is a predicted model, not a curated record. Gene Ontology annotation, molecular function: fatty acid amide hydrolase activity; N-acylsphingosine amidohydrolase activity.